Synchiropus splendidus (mandarinfish) is the source of this 5326-nucleotide messenger RNA. It is a transcript of the gene actr8, whose product is annotated as actin related protein 8. The coding region runs from base 107 to 2026 and encodes 639 amino acids. Gene Ontology annotation, cellular component: Ino80 complex. The record is from RefSeq and is a predicted model, not a curated record. NCBI's taxonomy places the organism in Eukaryota, Metazoa, Chordata, Actinopteri, Syngnathiformes, Callionymidae. Gene Ontology annotation, biological process: double-strand break repair; regulation of DNA-templated transcription. The transcript has 13 exons.
CAUUAAUUACCACGUGACCAAACACCGCGGUUGCUUGUAACUUAGCAUUGAAAAAUGAUUUAGCGUGAAAAGUUUUCACCCAAGCGCGACUUUUACGACGCAAGUCAUGACUCAGGCAGAAAAGGAACAGGAGAAUGGGCGGGAGAAAGAAAAGGAGCGAGAGAAAGAGAAAGAAAAGGAGCAGCAGCGCGGAGUAAAGAGACCCAUCGCCCCUCCAGUCAUCCCGGAGCCGCCACAGGAGCAAAUACAGAGCAAUUUUAUCAUUGUCAUCCAUCCUGGCUCGAGAACUCUUCGCAUUGGCCGAGCCACCGACAACGUUCCAGUCACAGUCCCACAUGUUAUUGCUCGCAGGCACAAGCAAAGUGGACAACCCACAUAUGAGGAUGCCUGGCUGUCAAGAGAUGGUCUUAAUAAACCAGAGAGUAACGAGCAAAGACAGAAUGGUCUUAAAAUGGUGGACCAGGCAAUUUGGUCCAAAAAGAUGUCAAAUGGAAUCAGGAGGACACCAGUGUCUGCAGAGCAGGCUCGAUCAUACAACUGCCAGAUCCGUCCUGCAGUGCUUGACAGCAGCUCCAGAAUCAAAUGGACCAACACAACUCACCACCCACCUCAUUUGGUGGGUGAAGAGGCGCUGUAUGUGAAUCCAUCUGACAGUUACAACAUCCACUGGCCUGUAGUCAGAGGUCAGCUCAACGUUCACUCUGGUCCAGGAGGUUCAUUAACAGCUGUCCUGGCUGACCUCGAGACAAUCUGGUGUCAUGUCAUCCAGAAGAAUUUGGAGAUUCCUCUCAAAGACUUAAAGUAUUACAGAUGCAUACUUUUGGUUCCGGACAUCUACAACCGACAGCAUGUCAAGGAAAUGGUCAACAUGUUGCUGCUGAAUGUGGGAUUCUCAGCAAUUAUUGUGCACCAAGAGUCUGUGUGCGCUACGUUUGGCAGUGGCUUGAGCAGCGCCUGUGUUGUGGAUGUGGGAGACCAAAAAACCAGUCUGUGUUGUGUUGAGGAUGGGGUUUCCCACAGGAACUCAAGAUUGUCUUUGGCUUAUGGAGGCUCAGAUGUGACUCGGAUUUUCUUCUGGCUGCUCCAGAAAGCUGGAUUCCCCUACAGAGAGUGUCAGCUGGCCAACAGAUUAGACUGUCAGCUACUGCAACAUAUCAAAGAGACACUUUGCCACCUGAACCAAGACAUAUCUGGACUACAAGACCAUGAAUUUCAGACAAGGUUCCCAGAAGCCCCAGCCCUUCUUUAUCAGAUUCGACUUGGAGAUGAGAAGUUACAGGCGCCCAUGGCUCUUUUCUACCCGACUACUUUUGGCAUUGUUGGUCAGAAAAUGACGACCUUGCAGUACCGGUCUCAAGGUGACUCGGAAGAUCCACAUGAUGAACACUACCUGCUGGCCACGCAGAGCAAACAAGAUCAGUCCUCCAAAUCCUCUUCUGAACGCAAGUCUCUUCUGAGACCCGGAGGAGCUUUCGAUAGCGACAUAACUGGUCAGGGAGGCAUUGGGGAGCCGUCGGACCUGCCAAGAGGGAGCGGUGGUCUGGGAGGAGCACAGGGGGAGGUGGAGCUGGGAGCUGUACAAGGAGAGAUGGGGGUAGUAGGAGAGGUUGAGGAGCCUCUGUCCGCUCAUCUCUCCCGGAAAACCGCCAUCAUGAGCCAGUUUGAGAGCAAAGCGCUGGGCCUGGAUAAAGCCGUCCUGCACAGCAUCGACUGUUGUGCUUCAGAUGAGACCAAACGGAAGAUGUACAGCUCCAUCCUAGUGGUGGGAGGAGGACUCAUGUUUCCUGGAGCUCAGGAGUUCCUCUUGCACCGCAUCAUCAACAAGAUGCCUCCAUCCUUCCGGCGGCUGGUGGACAAUGUGGAGGUCAUCACCAGGCCAAAGGACAUGGACCCACGGCUGAUUUCAUGGAAAGGCGGAGCUGUUCUUGCCUGUUUGGACACAACUCAAGAAAUGUGGAUUCACCUGAGAGAGUGGCAGCGCUUUGGUGUGCGCAUGCUGCGGGAAAGGGCAGCGUUCGUCUGGUGAAGGCUGCCACUGUCACAUAACAAGAUAACAGCUGGAGAAACUUACUUCACAGCUAAGUGUGUCGCUCAAGAAAAAAAUGUCUGGAAAUGGCUUCAGCUUGUCAACAGAUUUUUGUAAAUAUGAAUGUCCGUGCAAGAGUUCAUGAACACUUGUAAUUAAAUUUCACUCUGGAUUUUAAGUGGAUUUCAGUUGUAAUAGCAGAAACACAGAUGAAAUCGUCGGGUCCACAUUUAACAGCAUAAACUUUUAUUUAAGAUAUUAAGAUAGGGAAACAGCAGAAUAGAAACUAAUGUUUUAAUGAACUGUAUAAACAUCUGAAGAAUGCGAUAUGUUGUGGAGGUGGGCUGCCUUUUCGGAUUCUCUGGCCCCUACGUGUAGGAAUUCCCAGAGAAGCUUCACAAAACUGCGUAUUGCAGUGGCAGCUUGUCAGGAGGGGGGGCUUCAACACUGUCUUCCUGCCUCAGGUUCUCUGUGGCCUGGUACAGUGCCCGUCCCCCACGCCUACACUAUUGUGCAGGCGUUUACCUGAAAGAAAAAUGAAAAUGCUUUGUCACAAUAACAGGAACUAAUCUCAAUUGCUUGUGAAAACCUGGACACUUCAAUGGCAACUUGAUAUGAAUCAGAUAAAAUGACCUCCUUACCUUCCUCAUCCUCCUCCACCCAUUGGGGGAGCACUUGGGCCUCCUCCGUGGUUUAUUCUGCCAAUCCUUCUCCGACCACCAGGUGGACCUGGGGGACUGCAAAUACAGACUUUCUCUUAUCUUAUACGGUUGCUAGUUCUUGGUGACACUUAUAAAGAGACAAGCUGAUCCAUGUCUUGCUGAAUCUUCAUCAACACAUGGUUGUGUUUAGGGAAUAUGAGUGAGACUUACCCUCUGCCAUCUGAGAAACGCGUGGAACUACUGCGUCCAUCCUUUGUCAGAUCAGGGUCGAUAAUCGAUUUAAAGCUGCAAAACAACCAUGGUAUUAGACAGACACCAUACAUUAUCCUGGCGACCAGUGUUGGUGUUGAUCUAUAUAUUUUUCUUAGAAAAACCCACUGCAAAUUUAUCAAUAUUAUGCCAUUAAGAUGCACUGUUUUACUACGAUGAUGACGAGAAUAGCAAUAUUGAUAAAUGACUUACAACAAGCCAAAGAACUCCACUGCUCCCCAAAAGAGAUCCACCAGCAGGGACAGUCUCCAUGGUGACUGUGCCCUGCUGUCUAGAACCUGACCUGGAAACCGACAAAAGAAUGUGAGUUAACGACUACAUUUAAAGAUUGAUAUAACUCAAAAAAUGCACAUAAGCGAUGGUUAAACUCCGUGACUACAAAACAGAAAAUCGAUCUCUAAAAGGCCAGAGGACGGUUGUUGCUUAUCAAACAGAACGAGUCAGGAGGCCAACAUGCUAGCUGGCUACAUGUAGCAAACAUAAUUCUACAUCUAUGAGCUGCCGAUUUUGUCUCAAAUUGUACACAAAUAUUGACGGUCACUUUAUUCACUUAUGUUAGGCCACAAGUUAAACACAAACACUUACCAUUUGACACGUAAACCAUCUUUAUAAAAAUACAACAGCCGCCUCCGCAGCCGUGUUGUUGUCAGAUGACGUUGCACUACCGGAUUUGUCCUCGCCUCGAUCUUAAACGCGCAUGCUCGAACGUUCAAGCGCGUUGACUUUAUGAUCCACUAGAGGGCAGCGGAGACAACAGUUUACGACGAGCUUUGCAGUACUGUGAUGGCUCUACGUCAGCAUUAAAAUAAAAAAAAAAACACAAAACAAAAGAAAACGUAACAGUGUUAUCAUUGAUUGAAACCUCUGAACGAGACGCCUCAAGGCUAACCAAAGGCACUCUAACCAAACAAGGAUUUCUCUCUGAUGGUGGCUCUUCUUUGAUGGAUCGUCUGACCACACAUAUGACUCUUCAGUGCUUGUGUUGCAGCCCUUGACCUAAAUCGCAUGUCAAAGGUCACUAGUUCAGACAAAACAGAGCUGUACAUCUGAGGUGAACACAGGUAGGGCGGGGUCAAAGGUCACACACACACUGAGAUUUCUGCCACAUAUUCAAAUAGUUCUGAAUUCUAAAUAGUGCUGCCUUAAACCUUUACCCUUUGACCCGUCUCUCAAAUAUUAUCUGAUCACAUCUAUAAAGAUAAAUCUGAAUUCGCCACUUCUUUGCUGUCAUUAUGAGGUAUUUAGGACCUCAAAAGGACAAACCAGAUGAAACCUUUGAAGUGGCGCUAGGCGUGUUUAUUUUAUUCCUGAAACAUGCACACAUUUACAACUCUUUUAUCUCCACGUAUACGCAUUCUCCUUUCUGGAAAUUAUUACAGAAAAUUGGUCUUACAUGUGGAUUUGAAGAACAGAGGAGACGAGAAGGAGACUUCUGUGUCAGCUCUCUUUAUUUAUGUGCAUUACAUGUGAUGUGUACAGAUUUGUGGCUGGCGGGUUCGUGUUGAGUUGGAGAAAAAAAAAGUUCAUUUCCUGCACAUGUGUAGAUGUGUACAUUGUUUCAUAUGGAUGUCUGGAACUAACCGAUGUUUGUGGAAUCCGCUUAUGUUUAUUUUUCUUUCAAACUCAACAAACAAGAUGGAGGUUGGAUACUAAACAGAACCCAGUCACUGUAGUACCACAGAAAGACAACAAUCGUUUUACUACUGCAGCGUUUUACCGCUGCAACACCCCUGAAACGUCGACACACAUUAAUAAAUGUUUUAUUUAAAAUGUUAAAUAGCAGCCACUGAUGAUUUGUUCCGAAUUAUGUGCAUUUUUUGAAUCAUUUUAACAUGAUGAUUUCUUGAAUUAAUUACACUACUAAGUAUAAAAAAUAUAUAUAUUCAGAGGUUUGUUUUUUUACAUCAUUUGCCAUUGUCUGCAAAUGUGUGAAAAAUACAUCUAACUCAGAAAAACAGAAACAUCUGCUUUUAGUCCUCUUCAAUUCCCGGCAUCUGGCAUGUGCAAGCACACACGUUUGAAAGCUUGCUCACUGACAACUGGCAUACACACAUGCAAACACUCAUCCAUCAUCUACACACAAGUACACAGUAAAGUUUCCGUGCUAAACUGUGUUAUUACGGCAGAAUAGCAAAUGAGAGCAUUAGCGUGCAACAGUUUGACACUGAGAGCAGAAUCAUUAUGAACUAGUGAAAUAUAAAUUGGGAGCUUCCUAUUUGGACAUUAGCCCAUUGGAAUAAUUUAUUUCUUUUCAACAGGACACAAAUGUUUUUAUUGGUCAUUGUUAAUUGUUGCUAAUGUGUAAUUAAACCUUUUAUUUUUCUUAAAUUGCAUAUUAGAAGAAGGUUUAUUUUAGGAAUACCUGUGU